Messenger RNA from Diabrotica virgifera virgifera (western corn rootworm), 862 nucleotides. RefSeq names its product decorin-like. Lineage: Eukaryota; Metazoa; Arthropoda; Insecta; Coleoptera; Chrysomelidae. Gene Ontology annotation, molecular function: protein binding. Gene Ontology annotation, cellular component: plasma membrane. The coding region runs from base 10 to 846 and encodes 278 amino acids. The transcript has a single exon. The record is from RefSeq and is a predicted model, not a curated record.
ACAGCAGCCAUGUUUGAAGGUGCUAGUAUUCAUACUUUGAGAUUAGAAUGUAAUCAAAUUAGCAACAUACAUAAGAAUACAUUUAAAAAACUCAAUAACCUUACAUACCUAAUGUUACACGAUAAUAAUAUUCAUAAUUUAGGGAACAUAUUUUGUCAUAUAGAAACUAAAGAACUAUAUAAUUUAAGCUUAGUAAACAACAAAAUUGCAGCAUUGGAACCAGGUUGUUUUGAAGGUUCCAAGAUUAUCGGCAUUUACCUAGAGAAUAACCGACUUACAGAAAUUAAAAAAGGGGUCUUCAAUGGAUUAAAUUUUGGAGCAAUAGACUUGGCAAAUAAUCAAAUAACUAGCAUUGAGGAAGGAUCUUUCUCAAAUCUACCUUUAAAAUAUCUAUAUUUAACAGGAAAUAAACUGGAAAAGGUGUCAAAAACUCUUUUAUCUGGUUUGGACUACGUUAUGGAAGAUAUAUACUUAGGAGAGAAUCAAAUUACAGAAAUAAAACCGGGUAGCUUUUUAGGCCUUACUAUUCAGGGACUACAUCUUAACAACAACAAAUUGACGUGUAUUAAAAAAGGCUUGUUUACUGGGGAAGAUAUUGAAGAACUAGAUUUAUCCAAUAACGAAAUAUCUGAAAUUGAAGUUGGAGCAUUCAAUGAGCUUAAGGGUCUCGUUUCUAUUAAUUUAAGUAAUAAUAAACUUACGAAGAUUAAAAAAGGGAUGUUUAAUAUUUCAUUGGACAAAAUCAAUUUUGAAAAUAAUGAAAUUGAUUUUAUUGAAAACGAAGCAAUGGAAAAUAUUAGAUUUGAAUCCCUUCAAUUACAAAAUAAUCCAGUUUUAAACAAAUAAAUAAGCCUUAUUUAAA